AUGCGUCGCGGCCACAGGCGGACAAUCACUCAUUAUAACAUAACCACGGAGACACCCCUUGAAAUCCGCGCACUCCGACGGACUACGAUUAUUUCCGCGCCAGCCGCCUGGUACCAGACACUCAUCGCACUCAUACACUACCCACUCUCAAUACUCGUAUUUUGCAUCAUUGCGACACCUGCUCCGAGACUUACACGACGGCAUAGAGGGGAAAGAAAAGCGAGUGAGAGGAUCCAACAGACAAAAGAAAAGAGGAUCAAGACCAGAGGCGCAGGAACCACCCGUGUACCGAGGGCGGGCUACUUGCCCAGCCAGGCACACAGGGCCGACAAAGAGAAAGAGACGCCAGGCAAGUUGGAAGGAAAGACUCUUUGGGAGGGGGCCUCUGCGGCACGCCGCACAUCCAUGACACAUUUGCACAUGCCCUCAACCCACCACGUUCGCGGACACAACCCAUUCCAGCCCCCAAACCUACCUAACCAUUCCCUGUUCCCCCCUCCCCUGAGAGGAGAGCUCAAGCCCAAACACGCACCGGAGCACCACCAUUCUCGCUCGGAGACCCUCGCAGGAGAGAAGAAAAAACCGCUCUGCUGGCAUUUUCUCCCAUCCUCCUACGAGUCAAUUGGUCCCAACAAUCCGGUUCAUCGUUCUUGUCCGUCUCCUUUCGACGCCAAGCAUCAAAGUUAUGGAGCAGAGCCCCGAAGACCAUCAGUCACCGCCAGACGGACAAGCGGCCAACCGCGGGUCCGACGCACUUCCGAGACCGCGUCCGUUGGCUUGCACUCCAUGCCGGCGCCGCAAGGUAAGGGUCCAAUUUCCUGUCCCGGUGGGCUGGUUCGCCCUCGCUCUUUGGAAGGAUGCUGGAUGCCGUUGAUCUUCACGCCUAUCGGCGCGAAUAAUUCAACCCCAGCAUUCAUGAGAGAGAGAGAGCGAGACCGAGCAACUAAAUUAGAUGUGACCACAAGACGCCAAUUUGUUCAAACUGCGUUAGGUAUGGCUUGGAAUGUGCCUGGCCCGAAGGACGACGGUCGUCGGGACGUCGCCAAAGACCCGAAUCACUCGCUGCCUCAUCCUGGCCCUCAACUCACUAGUUGCUGUCGAGGGCCGAUACUCUAUGAAGAUGUAGUUUCGAGACUGGCUCAGAUGGAGAGGCUGGUGGAGGAGCUCCAGAAGCCAGACCAGGGACCAACACCUCCACAGCAAUAUGUUCCGACCGCCAGUGAGGCGGCAAAGGCAAGUGCCUCAAAUGCCUCACCCCUGGCGACGACGUCGUCAAACAACCCAUCGCCCCUGUCCAGGCGUAAGGCUAGUAGUGCAAGCCCAUCUUCCGGAAACCCUGACAACUAUCCAUCGCCGCCAUCAGCAACUUCGUCGGCCUCGACCGGAGCAAGACCGUAUUACAUUGGGGCUCCCGACGAAAGUACGAUAAUCGCAGCAGGUGCUUGCUCCCUACUCUCGCCGCAAGGUCUGGGUCAAAUCGAGCUUCUCAUUGGCGAUUCGAGGUUCAGCAAUGCCUUGAAAGCUAUGCAACCAAAGGUCGUGUAUGGCAAUGUUCAGCCGUAUCUUGAACCUGCCGACACGAACCAUCCUCUACCUCCAAACCAUGUCAUUAUGGAAUGUGUCAACGUGGGUCUCACUAUCACAACGGUGCAGUCACUGAUUCAAUCCAACCUAGAUUUUUUCGUGACCAUGAACACUGGCAUACGACUGUUCCAGGAGCACGAGGUACGAGCAGCUCUCAAGUCUUACUUCCAGGGCCAGCCGCUGGCGGAUCCAGGUUGGCGCAUGGCGGUCAACGUUAUUAUUGCCCAUACCUUACGCAAGAGGAAUGGCAUGCGGAAUAGGGAAGAGUAUCAAAAAUACAUCCACAAUGCGCUGGGAAUGGUACCCAAUAUCAUCUUGCGCACACCAUCGCCUCUGGCGAUUGGGGCAUUACUGUCAACAGUUCUUUACUUCAGCUUCACAUCCGAGAACCAUAUUGCGCUCACCAUCAUGGGUCUCACGGUCCAACUUCUCUUGAUGGCAGGUUAUCAUCGGCCAGAGCCGGACGUGAAUUUUGCGCGCCCUCAACAGCUGAUCCCUACAGAACACCUCCACCGCCGUCGUCUCUUCUGGCACGCAUACGUGAUCGACCACGAUCUUAUGCUGCGGAUCGGAAAGCCUGCCCUCAUUAGCGAUGACUUCCUCCUGGACCUCCCCGAAGAGCACCCCUCCGAUGGGUACAGCAUGUACUACUACCCCAACGACGUGACGCUCAACUUCUUCCUCGAGCAGGUCCGCCUUGCCCAGAUCCAGGGGCGCAUUUCCACGACGUUGUAUUCUCGCAGCGGCCUUCCUGCGGCCGAGCUUGAGGCCGAGAUCCGCCGUCUCGAUAACGAGCUGACAGAAUGGCGUCAGAGUAUCCCUCCGAUGAUCCGCGCCGACAACGUCGAUGCCCUGCUUGACGGCGACUACUCUAGGCUGGUGUGUCUGACGACGUUGCACUUCACCUACUUCCAACUCGUUGUCGCGAUCCAUUCUGCGGCCUUCCGGCUACCCACGCUGGAGGAUCAAGAGGGAGUAGAAGCCGGUGAUAUAGGCCCCAGUCUGGCGCUUUGCGUGAGCGCAUCGCGUGCUGCCAUAUCUCUGCUGAACUACCAUCAGAUCGAGCACCCAUACACGCCCUACCUGCUCUAUCAAAUCGCUUGGAGCGUUGACAUUUUGUUCGUCAAUAUUCUCCAGAACAAAAACAACCCCCGAGCUCGCCGUGAUCUCGACCUAAUUCGCACUGUCAUUUCCUUCUUUGAAAAGUACGACCCGUAUCACCAGAGUGUCAUCUCGUAUCAAAUCAUCAAGGUCAUCGCCGAUGUUGCGGCUACGGUCCUGGCAAACACCCCGACCUUGCCUCCACACAUGCUUCCCGUUCAGCAAGUCCCACUCCCGGCCCCGAGUAUGCCGAUGAUGCCCGGCUCCGCGGGUGCGAUGCAGGGAGUCUUCUCUCCCCAGAUGUCCGGACCAGGAACGGCCCGUAGCGGUAGUAUAAACGGAAGCACCCCCGAUGUCCUCGGUUCCAUGACAAGUCUUUCCAUGGCGGACCAGCAGCAGCAACAACAAACGUCACCAUUCAUGGACUUGUCAACAGGAUUAGCGUCGCCCAAUGACGGUCAGCUCUUCCCUGGAUUUAUGGAUAUGGCCGACUGGAGACUACCGAUGGAUUAUCAGCCAGAGCUGUGGCAAUAUGACAAUCUCCUAGACAAUCGAGGAAUAAGUCUUGGCGUCAUCGGGUCCACUCUCAUGACGGCGGCGGCGGAUCACUUCCGGCCAUCCGGCGGUAACGGCGAUAAGUCCGCAGGCCGUCGCAUUUUGGGCCCACCUUCUCCGAGGCGAAUCAGGGCUAGCCACGAUCGUCAGGCACGCGAGCUUUUACCUAAAACUUCCAUUUGGAAUCACUCAUCCACGGCUUCAAUGACAGAUUUCGCCGAGGUCGCGUGCCGAGAGGAGAGGAACUUGAGAGGCCAGGAAAGAAAGAAGAGGAGGAAAACAAAAAAAAAAGAGGCCAGACGAUGCCCUCCGGGCUCGCGUCGCGACGAAGGAUUGAGCUCGAGAUGUCCGGACGAUGGCCGGAUGGGCGGUGCGCCUCACCGUAGCCCUAAGGCCGUCGAGCGAGAAAGAAGCAUGUGGGAGGACUUGAGAAGCGCAUGCCCAGCACACGGAUCAAAAACACAUGUCUCGCUGGGUGAAACCUACGUCGCCCUACGAACGGGAAUCAAAGCACCCACACUGGAUUCUGGGAGUUUAACCCUUGUCGAUAACGACAGCCCCCUGGCCCGCUCCUCCAAGUUCACACAAUUUUCUCCCAAUGACGUCAGGCGUCCUUUCCGGACUCUUCGGUUUCACGUUUUAAUCUCACAGCCCCCUUUGACCACCAAGCGAACAGAAAAAGUCAAGCCAACCCACGUCCUCUCGUUCGACUUCCCCGUCAACGGGCAUAGGAUAUCCCCUGCACCUCACUCAACUCUCACCUCUUUGAGACCUGCUGAGCAUCCUUCCCGAUCCUGGCAGGUUGAGGACUUUCUCUCUCUCUCUCCGACAAUGGGUUCAGAAACCAAGAAGAAGGCCUCAACCGAGGACAGGAAACGGCGAUCCGACACGAACCCGCCCAAAACACUCAGAGAACGUUUCCUGCACUCCCUCCCCUAUUACACGGGACCCUACGGCGUGGGAUUCCUCGAAAUCGAAGCACCGGUCCGUCAACCGCGCACCUUUUCGGAGCUCAGGCGCCACAACGUCCCGCUGUUGAGGCUCGAUACCGUCCUCUUCGCCGUCUACUACCCGUGCAGCGUAAAGACCCAGACGGACGACCACGCCGCCCCCGAUCAUCACCAUGACCAGCAGCAGCAUUAUCAUCACGGCAAGAAGAAUGGGGAAAAGGCCGGCGGUAUCAAGAAGCCGAAGCUCUCACGGGUCGGAUGGCUCCCGCGUCCGCGGGUCCUCACCUGCAAGGGCUACGCCAAGGAGUUCAGCAUCCCGCAUCUGCCCGUAACGGCCUACAUCGCCGCCACCUCCAUGUUCACCAAACUCCCCGCGCUGAGGAACGCGAAGCUCGCAGAGCAUUGGCCGGAAGAGAUGCUGGGCGACGAAGGUCCGACGGGUCAGACGGCGAGGAACGAGGAGUCGAGCUCGCGCAAGAAGCCAAAGUUCCCAGUCAUCAUCUUCAGCCACGGCCUGGGCGGCUCGAGGAUGAGCUACAGCUCCAUAUGUGGAGAGUUGGCGAGUUACGGCUUCAUUGUUGUGGCAAUCGAGCACAGGGAUGGGAGCGGUGCGAGGACCUAUGUGAACCUCCCGGAACAUCGGGAGGUGUCCGAUAGCGAAUCUUCCUUGGAGACGGUCAAUGCCAAAAAGAUCAAGAACAAGAAGAACGGAAAAGACUCUGGGCAGCACUACUGCGUGGACUAUCUUUUCCCCAAGAAUAACGAGCAGGACACGGCACCGAACAACGAACAGGGCGUUGAUAUGCAGCUACGCGCUGCGCAGAUUGAAAUGAGAAUGACGGAAAUCGAGGAGGCGUUCCGCAUCCUUGGAUAUAUCGACAGUGGUCGCGGGCACGAAGUUGCAGCCAUGAACCUGAGAAAGAAGGGCAAUGUGGCGUCGAGCUCCAAAGGGCUUAUAGGCAUCGUAUGGGAUGACUGGCAAGAUAGGAUGUUUCUCGACAAUGUGACGAUAAUGGGUCACUCGUUUGGCGGAGCAACGACGGUCGAAGCUUUGCGGACCGAGUCGCUUAGCUGGGUUGGUCAAGGCAUCAUUCUUGACGCUUGGGGCCCGGCGACGCCACGCGCAGGAGAGAACCCCAGUCACCGGGUUAAGAAACCGUUGUUGUCGAUCGGAUCGGAAGCCUUUAUGCACUGGCAAGAAAACUUUGACAGACUUGUCGACGUCUGCAACGAGGCCAGGGGCGAGAACGCGCUCACCUGGAUGAUGACGAUCCGGGGGUCAACCCAUCUCUCCCAGACAGACUUUGCAGUUCUGUACUCGACUUGGACAGAUCUGUUCAUGAAGACGUUGGUGAAUCCUCUGCGAGCCAUCUACCUGACAGUAUCACCGUCGCUCGAGUUUUUGAAAAUCACGCUACCUCCGGAGCAGACAAAGUACAACACCUGGGUAGACGAGGAAAUUUUGAAAACAACAGAGCCACCAACAGAACCACUUGCUGUGGUGACGCACGAUCACCGACCGGACGACCAAUGGAUCGCAGUUCGCCUCAAGGUGGACAACGAAGCAACUCUGCGGAUCAAGAGAUGGUUUCGGCACAAGAAUCGGGUCUUGAUGGGGAAAGGCGAUGGAUCGGGCAUGCCUUCGGGACUGAUCAGCUGGGAGAAGGGCAAUGAGGUUUGGAUGCACGUGAGCCCGGACCCUGAGUCCGUGGAGGAGCAAAUGCAACGGAACGAGCGGACGACGAGCCGGAAUGCAGCAUACAAGCGGUUUCUUAUUGCAAGUCGCUUGCAUAUUUGCGUGGAAAAGUUGCGUAUGGUCGCUCAAUUCAGAAACGUGAUUCCAAGAUCAGCAAUUACUGGGCAACAGCUCUGCAGGCUAUCGGGCGGUCGGACGGCCAAGCCAUUGUCGAUCCAAAGACGGGCUGGUAGGGUGCCUUUCGGCUUCAGCAAGAAGGUCCUAGACCUUGCUUAUAAUCAAAGCCUUGGACUAGCUCCAGGGACGCCGAUGAACAGCAAUUUUGAUCGAUUGAGCCAGGGGUUGCCCGGUACGGUGACGUGUGGAGAGCGAUGGUGCCGCGACGAGGGGGACCAGGAUUAUGAAAUCCACAAGAUUGAAUUGUUGUUUGACCACCACGUCCGGCUGUGGAUAACGUGGACGGUAGUGUAG
Molecule: messenger RNA, 6357 nt
Organism: Colletotrichum lupini
Lineage: Eukaryota; Fungi; Ascomycota; Sordariomycetes; Glomerellales; Glomerellaceae
Product: platelet-activating factor acetylhydrolase
Exons: 19
Coding region: 1-6357 (2118 amino acids)
Biological process (GO): DNA-templated transcription
Molecular function (GO): DNA binding; 1-alkyl-2-acetylglycerophosphocholine esterase activity; zinc ion binding
Source: RefSeq, a predicted model, not a curated record